GCAUAAUUUUUCCCCUUCUUCUUCUUCCCCGCGAGACGCACGGCACGCCUCCUCCUUCGCCGCCGCCUACGACGAGGCUUUCCUCCUCUCUCCCAUCGCCUUCCUCCUCUCCUCCCUUUCCUCCCAGGCGGCGGCGGCGCCCUCAGCAGCAGGAUCCACCCUCGCGCCACCCCAGGCCGGCCGAUCCGAUCCCCAACGCGAUCUUGUGGGGGGCGAGGCGCGGAAAGGUGGCCGCCGAAUCGUCGCGUGGUUGGUUGGUUCCUAGAUCUUAAAAGUGUCCUCCAUGUCAACACUUGUCACGUGCUCACUGCCAGGGGCUGUAACCACUCAUGCAUCAACCAGGAGAUUUGGAGGUUCACAAUUUCAGACAUCUCAAGCUAGCUGCAUCUCAUUUAAAAGGGAAGUGUCUGCUAAAGCAGUAUUAAGAAGCGUAAGAUGCAAUGCCACUCAGACCCAAAGUGCUCAGCGGAAAUCUUCAACUGCAACCGUCAAACGAUCUGACCCCAAAGGAAAAACUCAGGGGCCAAAAUUGGAUGAUGGGAGCGGUGGUUUUCCUCCAUUCCGUUUCGGCAAAGGUGGUGGUGGCGGCGGAGGUGGUGGAGGUGGCAGCAACUACUUCGGUGGAUUCCUUCUCUUCACUUGUGUGUUGCUCCUAGAUUACCUGAAGGAGUUUGAGAAAAACCUGAUUGCUCGAAGGCAACGCGCUGGAUAUGAUGCAAACAAUGAUAUGUUCCAACAAUAAUUGUUUAACUUGUUAGCACUACCCUAUCUGUUGAUCUGUAAAACUCUACAAGAAUUCCUGCCGUGCAUGUUUAUUUCGUUCACAUUACCCGUAGUAAAUCAUGGCUUGACCUCACCGAGAGGAAGCUCAGAUGCACUGGACACAGCUACUGGAAAUGUGAGUUCAGUGCUGUGGUACAUCCAAAUGGACCGUAUUAUUGCAGGUGUUGAAAUUGGAAUGCUUUUUGGAAUGUUGAAUCGCAAAUUGACCCUUUUGGA
Molecule: messenger RNA, 999 nt
Organism: Oryza sativa Japonica Group (Japanese rice)
Lineage: Eukaryota; Viridiplantae; Streptophyta; Magnoliopsida; Poales; Poaceae
Source: RefSeq, a predicted model, not a curated record